This is a messenger RNA of Lingula anatina, 664 nucleotides long. Its product is annotated as organic cation transporter protein-like. Gene Ontology annotation, biological process: transmembrane transport. Gene Ontology annotation, cellular component: membrane. NCBI's taxonomy places the organism in Eukaryota, Metazoa, Brachiopoda, Lingulata, Lingulida, Lingulidae. Gene Ontology annotation, molecular function: transmembrane transporter activity. The record is from RefSeq and is a predicted model, not a curated record.
UGGAAGUCCUGAGUUUCAUUUAUGGUCUUUGUACACUUUACAAUGCAAAGUUAGGAUUUUGUUCAUGUGUUUUGCCUAAUGUUCUAUAGCAGAUUUAUGAAUCACCUUGUACGAAAUUUAUUAAAUUGCUCUUUGGCUGUUUAAAAAUUGCAUAGGAAAUAAACGGACACCAAUCCAUAAUCUUAUGUAAAUCUCGUUUUUUUAUCUGAUAUGCGGGAAUGACAUCGGAAGUGCAACGACCAGUGUCAAGUUCUUAAUCGCGGCUGUAACGACGACAUACAAGGAUUAAACAGCAGGCAGACUGCUAGUGAUGGAAUUCGAUGAUGUGAUCCGACGCAUUGGAGAGUUUGGGAGGAUUCAGCUUCGGACGACAAUAUUUAGUGGUCUAGUGACCAUGUCGACAGCCAUGCAAAUGAUGGUAACAGUUUUUAUGCAGCAAUUACCGGCGCAUAGGUGUGCCAUUCCAGACUUGGCAAAUGACACCUUUGAAAUCCAGGGUACCUGGCACCAAUAUCUUAUCAACCAAACCAUUCCUGUAGACGGGAAUGGGGAGUAUGAGGGAUGUCUGUGGCGUAGUGGAAAUGAUUCCGGAAAUGGUAGUGUGUUGCCGUGCAAGGACUGGGUUUAUGAUACAUCUGUAUUCCCGAGAACAUUUCCUACAGAA